Leptidea sinapis is the source of this 2514-nucleotide messenger RNA. RefSeq names its product polyphosphoinositide phosphatase (gene FIG4). The record is from RefSeq and is a predicted model, not a curated record. The transcript is spliced from 10 exons. Gene Ontology annotation, cellular component: intracellular membrane-bounded organelle. Gene Ontology annotation, biological process: phosphatidylinositol dephosphorylation. Gene Ontology annotation, molecular function: phosphatidylinositol-3,5-bisphosphate 5-phosphatase activity. The coding region runs from base 211 to 2499 and encodes 762 amino acids. Lineage: Eukaryota; Metazoa; Arthropoda; Insecta; Lepidoptera; Pieridae.
GUUAAACAACAAACUUUAAAAUUUUACAAAUAUUUCAGCAUAAUGUAAACAAUGAUGUAAAAAUAUUUUUUGUUCUUAACUGAAAAAUUGGUGCCCUUUCCACAGAACUCAGAUGCCACAAUAGGAAGAAUAGAAUAAUAAUAUUAUUGUUGUUAUGUAUUCGGACCUAAAUAAAGAUAUUAAAGGGUAGUUAUUUCAAGAAGUGUAACCAUGUCUAAACAAAAUGUUAUUUUCCAUCCUAUUAUCAGCUCCAUUCAAAGAAUAGCCCUUUAUGAAACCAAAGCGAGGUUCUACCUUAUUGGGUCAAAUAACACUCAGACUCGAUUUCGUGUUUUGAAAAUUGACCGAACAGACCCCAGGGAAUUAAUAUUAGUUGAUGACAAAGUGGAAUACAACAAGCAAGAGAUACACCAACUUUUAAACAUGAUUGGGUUUGGAAAUAGAGGGUCUCGGAUUGGUCUUGGAUUUAAUAAACUAGUUUCAGCCUUUGGCAUCGUUGGUUUUAUUAGAUUCCUGGAAGGUUACUAUAUUAUAUUAGUAACAAAAAGAAGGAAAAUAGCAGUUAUUGGACCACAUUCAAUAUACAAAAUUGAGGAUACGGCCAUGAUCUACAUUCCAAAUGACAACAACAAACCUCAACAUCAAGACGAGCAGCGUUACGUAAAGAUGUUUAUGGCCAUUGAUUUGUCUACAAAUUUCUACUACAGUUACAGCUAUGAUGUCACUCAUACUCUACAAAUGAAUAUGGCACCGCCUCGAAAGUUAGCCCCAGCUUUGUUCCCUAAACCUGUGACUGCUGCAGUUUAUCAAUCUAGUAUUACUUCAAAUGAAAACCAGGCGUGCACUUGUAAUACUCAAGAUGAUGAUGAAGACAUAUUUGAAACAUGGAAGCAGCAGAUGAAGCAACGAAAAGAAAAAAUGGGAUUAUUAUCAACAAAGCUAGAAUUUGGAGUUAGAACAGUUCCAGAGUGGAGAUUUGUGUGGAACAGCCAUUUGUUGUCUGUGGUACAUUCACAAUUACAUCCUGACUGGAUUCUCUAUAUUGUCCAUGGCUUUGUUGAGCAAAGUAAUUUGAAUAUAUUUGGCAGACCAAUAUACUUGACACUUAUUGCAAGGAGAAGUAACAGAUAUGCAGGGACAAGGUUUCUUAAGAGAGGUGCUAAUAUACAUGGCGAUGUUGCAAAUGAGGUUGAGACAGAACAAAUUGUUCAUGAUUCAAUGAUCUCAUCAUUUUCAUCGGGAAGGUUCAGUUCUUUUGUACAAAUGAGAGGUUCAAUACCAUGUUUUUGGUCUCAAGACAUAUCAAAAAUGGUACCAAAGCCUGCUAUAUCUAUUGACAGGGGUGACCCAUUUGCAGAAAUACCGGCAAAACAUUUCAACAAUCUGAUGCAGCGAUAUGGAUCACCAAUCAUGAUAUUGAAUCUGGUGAAGAAGAGGGAGAAAAAGAAGCAUGAGUCAUUGUUAACAGAAGUUAUAAGUAAUGCUGUUAAGUAUCUUAACCAAUUCCUACCACCUGAGCAUUGUAUACAAUACUUCCACUUAGAUAUGGCAAGGAUUAAUAAAGGGGCAGAUGCGAAAGUUCUCGAUAAGCUUUCAGCCAUAGCUCGCACUGUGGUGAAGCGUACGGGGAUAUUCCUCAGCUUUAAGGGCUAUGGCGAGGAGAUGGGUGUGGACGGACAUCAGAAUGGUCGCCUUCAGACCGGCAUUGUGCGGGUCAACUGCGUGGACUGCUUGGACAGGACCAACACUGCACAGUUUGCCAUUGGGAAGUGUGUUCUGGCAUAUCAGUUACACGCUCUGGGUGUGAUCGCCGAGCCAGUGAUAGAGUUUGACUCGGACUGCGCGCGUCUCCUCGAGUGUCUGUAUGAAGAUCACGGCGACACGUUGGCAUUGCAAUAUGGCGGCUCACAACUGGUGCACAGAAUCAAGACAUACCGCAAGACAGCGCCGUGGUCUUCGCAUGGUAACGAUAUCAUGCAGACAUUGAGUCGGUACUAUUCGAACACUUUUUCUGACGCUGAGAAACAAAAUACAAUGAAUCUGUUCCUUGGCUUGUUUGUGCCCGACCCGAGCAGGCCCGCUAUAUGGGAAUACCCCAGUGACUAUUACUUACAUCAUCCAGAGACUAUGGUCUAUAUUCGGAAUAGAAGAUCACUAACAAAAUGGUGGGAUGACGACGUGGUACGUUAUCUGCCGCGGCCAUGCAAUGAGAUGCGGAAGCUGUGCUGCGAGAUCAUCGGCAUGCAAGGAGACUCUGUGCUCGAGAUGCUAGACCCGUAUCAGGAGUACCACCGCCCCUUCGAAUAUACCGUCUUCAUGGAGUGCUUCGAAUUUAAGAUGUGCCACACGCUGCGGGAUAUCGCUCCGGCGUUCAUCGACAACCCGAGUCCGUUCGUGGUACGGGGGCGGGGACCGACCGCCGGGGCGAAGGGACCCGCUUCCAAGAACCCGGUGAUCAGCGGACGCUCCAGUACGGCGUCUAAUAAUUCCAGCGAGUAAGUUUUUUUUUAUGAA